Meloidogyne enterolobii is the source of this 963-nucleotide messenger RNA. The record is from the annotation of a GenBank genome assembly. Lineage: Eukaryota; Metazoa; Nematoda; Chromadorea; Rhabditida; Meloidogynidae.
AUGACUAACAACAAUGGAUGUAUUAUAUCCGGGGAAAUUGAUAAAGGAGAAAUAUUCAAGGAGUUUUCUACAAAAUUUGUAUCAACGGUAGCAACUAGUGAAUCUGAUCGUUCUGAGAAUGCAGGCGGCACUCGUGAUGGUUGGUUACUUAUUGAGGCUAUUAGACAAUUCGAUAAAGACUGGUCCCGAACUUUCUUUUAUUAUAUGAAUGCUUUGGAACUUGAAGAUCCCAAGGAUUUGAUUAGGAAGUUGGAUGGAAAGGUACACAUGUUUCGUGAUGGUGAAAAGAAGUUGAGGGUUGCUGUGAUAAAGACUGAGGGUAAUUGUGAUGUUAUGAAUCUGAUUGACAGUGCUAUUUCGAGACGGUAUGAGUUUAUUUUUAAAAUUUAUGUUUAUUUUUUCAGCAAAAAUAAGCGUAAUUCUCGUCAUCGUGUUGCUUUUUCUGACUAUUCCUACCGACGACUUGCAUCGACUUAUCAACAUCAUAUUCGACCGCCGUUGUUUAAUUACAGUUUUUAUCGCCCUAUUUAUUAUAAUGAUUUGGACCAACCUGCUCGACUUGAAAGAAUUAAUGAUGUUCAGGUUGGAAGAAACACGGACAUUGGUGCUGGACUUGGGCGACAACAGCAAGGACAUUCACAGGAGGAACUUCGCCAGGAUGGAUUUUCUCAAGAAAAUCUUGACACAGUCUCAACAAUUUCAUCCGCAUCAGAAGAUCACAAAGCGCCUCCUUUUCUUGAUGAGUCGCGACUGCUUAAUUGUUCUGCAACCAAGAAGCUUCGUUUUUUGCCACAGUAUUUUGAGAAGAUUUAUGCUGCAAAUAAGGAGUGGUUGUCUAACAAGAAGAAUAAGAAGAACAGCAUUAAAAAUUCCAACUCAAGCCUGUCUUCUUCUGGAUCUUCUGCUGAAUGUAUUAUUUCUCGUCUUUGUUCUGAAUUUGCGGGAUUGAAAAUUUUUGAUUGA